AAGACCCAACUAUUCGUGAUUGAACAGUCGUCUGAAGUGAACGCGUCUCGUCGUCAGUGCUGAUCUCGUGUGUGCCCUCUCCGGAGUUAAAAUAGUUAUUGUGAUAGUGAUCUAGUCGUCACGCGGUACAGUUGAAGCGAUUGUGAAACGGUUAAUAAAUUUGAUCGUAACUCUAAUAAUUCUGGAAUUGUUUGAGAUAGUUGGGUUCAGUUUGUCGUUUGGGAUCCCGACGUGGAUUAGAAAGGUGGGCGACUUCAGAAGAGAACAGUGUUCCAAUUAAAUUAGUGUCGCACGUACAAAAGUGAACAGUCCCGCACAGCAAUCACGUAAUAGAACGGACCAGCGAAGGAACCGUCAGCAGAGCCGAGUCAGCAGCCUAUCCGGAUUAACAUUCAAAAUGCAUUUGUCAAAAACUGCGUAUCUAACAGUGCUGUUAUGCCUGGCGGCAGUAGUCACCUCAGUUCUGUCACAGGACGAUCAGCCAAAGACCGGUAGUCGGAACAAUCUGCUUCUGCGGCGGAACAAUGGUGGACGACCGAACCCGCUCGCUAAGACGACCACGACGACACCGGCGCCUGAAUACCCAGAGGAAGAGUACGUGGACGAGGAAGGAGAACAACUCGAGGGCGAAGAAGGCGAAGAAGGGGCUGCCAAGCCGGUACCCACCACCACGACCACCACCGAGGCGCCAAAGAAGAUCCGGCCUAGCAUCCGUCCAUUCCGCAGCAACGAUGACCUUCUGUCGGCACUCAAGAAACGUCGGCUCGAAUCGAAGAACUCCAAACCAGCACCAGUGAAGGAAUCUAAGGGCUACGACGACGAAGACAUCCCUGCUCCAGCUCCUGCCAAGUCCGCCAAGGCCCCAGCAAUCGGUAAAAUUGCAGAUAAUGUUGUUUUUGCUUUAACGAAACUUCCGAAGGGGCGCCGCUUCGGCCCAAUCCGAAAGGAACCCGAACAGAGCGCAGCGCAGUCCGAGCAGAACGAACAGAACAACGCCGACAACAGUGGAGCCAAGUCGCUGUCCAGCCGCCUGGGUCGAUCCCGAUUCGCGCUGAACAAGGCACAGCAGUAGUAGUGCGAGCGAACGUGCGCGCAAGCACGCGCCCAAGCGAGCGAACAGUGUAUGAGUGAAUGCGAGAAGUUAUAUUUUAGAAGUUAGUAAGACGAAACAACUAUGAUUUAGAGUUAAUUUUUCGAAAUCUUCAUUUUUGAAAAUUGAUGCAAGUGCAUUUGAAGCGAGGACGAACAAAAUAUUUUACCAGACGAUGAUGGUGUAUACUCAAAGUGAAUAGGACAAUGGGUGCGUUCAUGUACUGUGAAUGUAUUUGUGGAGAAGUAGGAUUACUCAUGGAACAUCAUGAACUAGUGAACAAUGAAUGAAGGAAAAGUAGAACCAUAUGGUAAUUUAUGUUUUAUAUUGCUGCGAAUUGUAAAAUAAUAGUUUGAAGUAAAAAAUACGAAAAAAUA
This is a messenger RNA of Aedes albopictus (Asian tiger mosquito), 1467 nucleotides long. RefSeq lists its product as uncharacterized. Bases 398 to 1072 code for a protein of 224 amino acids. NCBI's taxonomy places the organism in Eukaryota, Metazoa, Arthropoda, Insecta, Diptera, Culicidae. The record is from RefSeq and is a predicted model, not a curated record. The transcript is spliced from 7 exons.